Penicillium oxalicum is the source of this 1482-nucleotide messenger RNA. RefSeq names its product putative MFS transporter. Bases 1 to 1482 code for a protein of 493 amino acids. The transcript is spliced from 4 exons. Gene Ontology annotation, cellular component: membrane. Lineage: Eukaryota; Fungi; Ascomycota; Eurotiomycetes; Eurotiales; Aspergillaceae. The record is from RefSeq and is a predicted model, not a curated record. Gene Ontology annotation, molecular function: transmembrane transporter activity. Gene Ontology annotation, biological process: transmembrane transport.
AUGAGCGACAAAGAGCCCAAAGUGACCUCCAACUCGGACGGUUUUGAUCGAGAUGAUGAGGCUGUACGAUACCUCGAGGGCCAUGGAAACGUGAAUCCCAAUGUGGAUUUAGGGGCGCUUCGGCGUAAAAUUGAUCGGCGUCUGAUGCCGUAUAUGUUUUGUUGCUAUAUUUUGCAAUUUCUCGACAAAGUAAUGCUGAACUAUGCGGCCGUUAUGGGAAUCAAGACAGAUCUGAAGCUCGUGGGAAAUGAAUUCUCCAAUACCGCAACUUGGUUUUUUAUUGCGUACUUGAUCGCCGAGGUCCCCAAUGUGUAUUGCUUGCAAAAAGCUCCCGCGGCGAAGUGGUUGGGAGGCAAUGUCUUCUUUUGGGGAGUUGCAGCCGCUGCUUCUGCCGGUGCGAAAGACUAUGCAACUUUGUUGACAGCGCGCAUCUUUCUCGGGAUCUUCGAGGCCACUGUCGGACCGUCAUUGAUGCUUCUGAGCAGUCAGUACUACACCCGAAGCGAACAAGCCCCUCGAUUUACAUUUUGGUACAUGGGUCUGGGAGUGGCGCAAAUUCUGGGCGGGAUCAUCUCAUUUGCAUUCCAGCAUGUCAAAUAUGCGGAUCUCGAAGGCUGGCGCAUCAUGUUCAUCGUUCUCGGUCUCAUCACCUCUGUGGUCGGCGCCUUGACCUUUUUCUUCAUUCCGGAUACUCCCAUCAAAGCCAAAUGGCUUUCCGAAGAGGAAAAAGUCGCGCUUCUGCGGCAUGUUGGGGAGAAUCAGACUGGCGUGUGGAGCACGACGUUGAACUUUAGCCAGAUCAAGGAUGCCGUCUGCGAUGUCCAGCUGUGGCUGUUGACCUUGAUCACCAUUCUAAUUUCCGUAUCCAGUGGAGUCGUCACGACAUACUCAGCGACUCUGGUCGCCGGCUUCGGAUUCACUGGUCCCAUUUCCGCCCUACUCAACACACCCGGUGGCUUGGUGAGCAUUUUCUUCACUCUUCUCGUCGGGUUCGGCAUUCGCAAAACUUCCAACCGCUGGGCCUGGAACGUUCUUUGCACGAUUCCCGGCAUCAUCGGCGGUGCUCUCAUGUCCUUCCUCCCGAAGCACAACAAGGCGGGCGUUUUGAUUGGGAUUUACCUGGUCAAUGCGAUCGUCGCCACCCUUCCGAUCCUCUACCAGUGGACAAUGGCCAAUUGCGCUGGACACACCAAGCGUGCCUUUGCUAGCGCACUCGUCGCCGGCUCGUUCUCAGUGGGAAACAUCAUUGGACCACAGACCUUCCAGGUGCGCGAUGCUCCCGAGUACAAACCCGCCAAGAUUGCCGUGCUGGCAACACAAGCUGCGGCGGCUGUGCUCUCCGUCGUCCUUUUCGUCUACUAUCGGUGGGAAAAUCAACGACGUGAUCAGAAGAAGGGGCCCGUGGACGAGUCUAUGCUCGAUGAGACGAAAUGGGCCGGUCUGACUGAUCGGGAGAAUCCUACCUUCCGAUACGCAUACUGA